AUGGGUGUUUGUUUGAGCAAAAGUAAACCAGCAGAGUCGAAGUCUGAUGGGCAUUAUAGAUCAGGUGGGAGUGAUGGGGGUGGGGUUGGGGGUAAAGGGCAUAAUCAUGGAACCCAUCAAGCUCAAAUUCAGUAUACUAAAUCUCCAGGCCCAGAAACUCAAUUACCCUUGAGGCCUCAAGCAAGUCCUAAACCAGUUUUCAAGCAAGAAACCAUUUUGGGUAAGGCAUUUGAGGAUGUUAAGGCACACUAUACACUAGGUAAAGAAUUGGGUAGAGGUCAAUUUGGGGUUACAUUUCUUUGUACUGAAAUAGCAACUGGUCAUCAAUAUGCUUGUAAGUCAAUAUCAAAGAAGAAACUUGUUACUAAAUCUGAUAAAGCUGAUAUGAGAAGAGAGAUUCAGAUUAUGCAGCAUUUAAGUGGACAACCAAAUAUUGUUGCAUUUAAAGGUGCUUAUGAGGAUAUGAAUUCAGUGUGUCUUGUUAUGGAGUUGUGUGCUGGUGGAGAGUUAUUUGAUAGGAUCAUAGCUAAGGGGCAUUAUACUGAAAGAGCUGCUGCAUCAAUGUGUAGAGCUAUUGUUAAUGUUGUACAUGUUUGCCAUUUUAUGGGUGUUAUGCAUCGUGAUCUUAAGCCUGAGAACUUUCUCUUGUCAGACAAGAGUGAAAAUGCUGCUUUGAAGGCAACAGAUUUUGGGCUGUCCAUGUUCAUUGAAGAAGGUAAGGUGUACAAGGAUAUAGUUGGGAGUGCUUACUAUGUUGCCCCUGAAGUCUUACGGAAGAGUUAUGGCAAGGAAAUAGAUGUUUGGAGUGCAGGUGUUAUGUUGUAUAUACUACUCAGUGGUGUGCCUCCCUUUUGGGCAGAAACCGAGAGAGGUAUAUUUGAUGCCAUAUUAAAAGAAGACAUUGACUUUGAAAGUCAACCUUGGCCCUCUAUCACAAGUAGUGCCAAGGACCUGGUCCGAAAGAUGCUCAAUAAAGACCCAAAGCAACGUAUUUCUGCUGCUCAAGUUCUUGAGCAUCCUUGGCUCAAGGUAGGUGGAGUAGCAUCAGAUAAACCAUUAGAUAAUGCUGUCCUCUCAAGAAUGAAGCAAUUCAGAGCUAUGAACAAACUCAAGAGACUUGCUUUAAAGGUCAUUGCUGAGAAUCUCUCAGCAGAUGAAAUUCUGGGGCUCAAAUCAAUGUUCCAUAACAUUGACACCGAUAAUAGUGGAACGAUCACGUAUGAAGAAUUGAAGAGCGGAUUGGCCAGACUUGGAUCAAAGCUCACAGAGGCGGAAGUAAAGCAAUUGAUGGAAGCUGCUGAUGUGGAUGGAAAUGGCUCGAUCGACUAUAUUGAGUUCAUCACUGCUACCAUGCAUAAACAUAGACUUGAAAGAGAUGAAAAUCUAUACAAAGCAUUUCAGUAUUUCGAUAAAGAUGGUAGCGGGUUCAUCACAAGAGAUGAACUCGAAACAUCUAUGGAAGAGCAUGGAAUAGGCGAUCCAGCUAGUAUAAGGGAGAUAAUAUCUGAAGUAGAUGCUGAUAAUGAUGGAAGAAUCAACUAUGAGGAAUUUUGUACAAUGAUGAGAAGUGGAGCUAAACAACCAGGCAAGCUCUUCUAAUAAC
Molecule: messenger RNA, 1603 nt
Organism: Solanum tuberosum (potato)
Lineage: Eukaryota; Viridiplantae; Streptophyta; Magnoliopsida; Solanales; Solanaceae
Gene: CDPK1
Product: calcium-dependent protein kinase
Biological process (GO): protein phosphorylation
Molecular function (GO): calcium ion binding; protein kinase activity; ATP binding
Source: RefSeq, marked provisional